CAUCUUGUGAGCAGAGCAGGAGCAGGCAACCUGCAGACUCAAGAAAUACUUCCGUGAUGACCACGGCAGGUGUGUUUGUGCUCCUCUCCUUCGUGAUUUGCUGUUUCCCGGAUGCUGCCCUUGGGGUUGAGGUGGACUGCAGUAAGUAUCCCAACACUACAAAUGAGGAAGGCAAAGAGAUGUUGGUCUGCAAUGAGAUCCUUGGCCCCAUCUGUGGCAGUGAUGAAAUCACCUACAGCAAUGAGUGCUUGCUCUGUGCCUACAAUAUAGAAUAUGGAACCAAUGUCAGCAAAGACCAUGAUGGAGAAUGCAAGGAAGGUGCUCCUGUGGACUGCAGUACAUAUCCCAACACAACAAAUGAGGAAGGCAAAGAAGUGUUGCUCUGUAGCAGAGACUCCAGCUUCGUCUGUGGCACUGAUGGGAUCACCUAUGACAAUGAGUGCCAGCUGUGUGCCCGUAGCAUAGAGUCUGGAAGCAGUAUUGGCAAGAAGUCUGAUGGUGAAUGUAAGAAGGACAUUGUUACAGUUGACUGCAGUGACUACCCCAAACCUGCCUGUGUGGUUGAUUACAGGCCUGUCUGUGGAUCUGACAGCAAAACAUACAGCAAUAAGUGUGAAUUCUGCAAUGCAGCCAUGGACAGCAAUGGGACUCUCACUUUAAGCCACUUUGGAAAAUGCUGA
This is a messenger RNA of Indicator indicator, 680 nucleotides long. RefSeq names its product ovomucoid-like. The record is from RefSeq and is a predicted model, not a curated record. NCBI's taxonomy places the organism in Eukaryota, Metazoa, Chordata, Aves, Piciformes, Indicatoridae. The transcript is spliced from 8 exons. Gene Ontology annotation, molecular function: protein binding. The coding region runs from base 57 to 680 and encodes 207 amino acids.